Grus americana (Whooping crane) is the source of this 1306-nucleotide messenger RNA. RefSeq lists its product as uncharacterized. Lineage: Eukaryota; Metazoa; Chordata; Aves; Gruiformes; Gruidae. The transcript is spliced from 2 exons. The record is from RefSeq and is a predicted model, not a curated record. The coding region runs from base 119 to 1237 and encodes 372 amino acids.
CGGCCCCUCGUCCAGCCCCUGUGGGCCAAGCCCGGCCCAGCUCCGGGGCCGUACCCGACCGUGCCGCCGCUCCCCAGCCGCGCGUGUCCCCAACACGGCCCCAGCGCCGCCACCGCCCAUGGAGACCCCCGGGGCCACCAGGGCCACCACCCCCCCUGAGGUGUCCCCAGAGCUGCUGCAGCCACUGGUGGCCGUGGUGGCUAUUCUGGGUGAGCUGGGGGCCACCCCAGGGGACGUCCCGCUGGCCAGGCCACCAGGCUCGCUGCGGGCUGGGCUACUGGCCCUCGUUGCCAAGAUCAGCCGGGCCAUGGGCCACCGUCACAGAGAGGCCACCCGCCUCCGUCAUGCCCUGGCCACCACCAGGGCCACCACUGGGACCACCCCUGAGCCCACUGUGGUCCCACCGGUGGAUCCUGCUGUCCCCAAGGCCACCGUAGGGGAUGCCUGGGCCACCGUGGCAACCAUCGCCCGCGAGUGGCGGGAGGCGGUGGCCUUGGUGGAGGCCACUUGGACCACAGUGGCAGGGGACGCUGCGUGCCUGAGGGACACCUGCGGGACUGCGGCCACCACAGGGGCCACCACCGGGGUCACCACGGGCCACCUGGCAGCGGCAAUGGCUGAGGAGGCCAAGGCGUACCAGGAGCUGCUGGUGGCCGCCCGGGCACUGCCGGUGGCCUCAGAGUUGGCCACGGCAGUCUCGGAGGUGGCAGCCCACAGGACGAGAGUGGCCGAGGCCGGAGCAGGAUUGCAGGCGGCCAGCGAGGCCACCGAGAAGACAGCGGUGGCAAUGGUGGAGACGGCGGUGGCCAGGGAGCGGGGACAGCGGGCGGCGGUGGCCCACGAGCCCCUGCGACGUUUGGUGGCCGCCUGUCAAGGGGCCACCAGCUUCUAUUGUCAUCUGCGACACCGUCUCGAGGGCAUUGAGGCCACCGUGGCUGCCAUCGCUGCUCAACAUGGUGGCCCUGAGGGGGGACGUGGUGGCCCUGAGGCUCCUGGGGUGGCCCAGGAGGGUCCUGGUGUCCCCGAGGACCUGAUGGCGGCAGUGGCAGUGGCUGAGACACUGUGGGAAGCCAGCGGCCGCCUGGCCCAAGGCCACCUCCUGGGGACGCUGCGGGAGGCCCGGGGACUGCUGGUCACCCUCGGUGUCCCCAAUGCCACCACGGCCGCCACCGUGGCCCAGCGCUGCCGGGAUGCCACCGCCGCACUCUCGGGGCUGCUGCCGCGGGGACCGCAGUAGGGGACGGGGGCUUCCUGAGGGACCAAUGGCUUCACCGGGGACCGGUGGCAUUAACACGUCACUGCUGCA